AGCACCUAACCUUGCGAAAAAUCGACUAUAUAUUGCCAUUAUUUAUUAAAUUGAUCCUAUCCUGUCAAUUUUAUUUGUGUUUUUGGUUCUGAAAUAUCCCAUGUGCAAAAGAACUAUUGGUUAUUUUGUGGAUGUUAAUAUGUAUUCAGGCACUAGCAGUAGCGAUUCCAAUGUUUCUGAUUCCGAUGCAAGUGUCGAGGAGCUCGUAGGGAGCCACGAAGAAAGCGAAAUCUUAGAUGACGCAGUAGAAGAUGAAGACGAAGUUAUAAAGGCAAUAAAAAAAGAACGCGAUAAGAAACGCGAUCAUCCUCCUGUUAUUCAUUGUGAGGAUUUUGUUAUGGAUUUUUCUUUCCACCCGUUCGAAAAUAUGUUGGCCGUCGGCUCCAUCGUCGGGGACGUCAUCCUCUAUAAAUAUUCGAACGAAGAAAAUUCUGUUUUGCAAACCUUGGAACUACAUACAAAAGCAUGUAGAGAUGUCGAAUUUAGUCAUGAUGGAAAAACUCUUUUUUCCACAUCAAAAGAUAGGUCAAUAAUGUUAACCGACGUGCAGACAGGAGGUCUUAUACGGUUUUAUGAUAAUUCCCAUGAAGUGGCUCUAUAUUGUCUUCGCGUGGUAGACGAAAAUAUGUUUGCAACAGGAGAUGAUGAUGGAGAAGUCAAAAUCUGGGAUUUGAGGCAAAAGUCAGAUAAACCAAUAUUUUCAACAAAAAAAAAUGAAGACUAUAUCAGUGAUAUAGUAGCGGACGCAGCACAUAAAUUCUUGCUAUGUUCGAGUGGAGAUGGAUCUUUAACAACUAUUGAUCUGGAAAAUAGAAAAGUGCACAUGCUUUCAGAAGAAUACGAAGAGGAACUCACUUGUCUCGGAUUAUUCAGGAAUGGAACAAAAUUGUUGGCGGGUUCUUCAAAAGGCAAGUUGUACCUUUACAACUGGAACGAAUUUGGGUUGCAUAGCGAUGCUUUUCCCGGCCCCAAACAUGCGAUAAACGGCUUAAUUCCGAUCACGGAAAAUAUCGUAGUUACGGCGUGCGAAGAUGGAAUUUUACGAGCAACCCACCUUUUUCCGCAUAGACAUUUAGGUGUCGUGGGGCAGCACGACAUGUCGAUUGAGAACGUCGAUAUAUGUAAUAACGGGAUGUUCAUAGCGUCUAGUAGUCAUGAUAACGAUAUAAAAUUUUGGAAUAUACAAUAUUUCGAAGAUUUUGAGAGGGUCAGUCACAAGCACAAGAAACACGAGACGAAACAAGACCUCGUUAAGCAUUUACCUUCAUCGAAAGUGAAAACGGCAGAUAGUUUUUUUAAUGAUCUGUCCUAGAUGCGAGGGUUUAACCGCUAUGGUAUGAAUUGGGGCCGUGUGACAGUGAUUUCAACAUUUUCAUUUCGCUAUCACAAUUUCACAGUCACUAAGAUUCAGAAAUUAAACUUCUUAUGUUAUUCACAAACAUUGGUAUAUUUGUUUAUGCUAAUGGAUCAAAAUAAUGGAAAAGUUUCUUUCAUUUUAGAAAUAUUUUUUAUUUUAAUUGUGUGAUUUGUAGUUACUAGCCAAGCGAAAACUCUGUAAAAAAAAAUGAAUAAAUUUGAAAUUUGACAUAUGAAACAAUCUAACAGCACAUCCGGUA
Cylas formicarius (sweet potato weevil) is the source of this 1616-nucleotide messenger RNA. Its product is annotated as WD repeat-containing protein 55 homolog. Lineage: Eukaryota; Metazoa; Arthropoda; Insecta; Coleoptera; Brentidae. Bases 101 to 1312 code for a protein of 403 amino acids. The record is from RefSeq and is a predicted model, not a curated record. Gene Ontology annotation, molecular function: protein binding. The transcript has 3 exons.